Molecule: messenger RNA, 337 nt
Organism: Perkinsus marinus ATCC 50983
Lineage: Eukaryota; Perkinsozoa; Perkinsida; Perkinsidae
Exons: 1
Source: RefSeq, a predicted model, not a curated record
AUGUAUGCUUCCCGGGUGCACGAGCUCCGCUCGCGACGGCUUCAUUAAUUGCAUCGAGCAUGGAGGUGGUCGUCGUUGUGUCGCUGCCAACUGUAGCAAGAGUGCAGUUGGUAAGACAGAUUUCUGCGAGAGCCAGGGAGCCGACCGUCGCUGUUUACACCCCGAUUGUGCGGCUCCAGCUAGAUCCGGAGGAGAGGUACAAAUGUGUCAGAGGCACGGAGGUGGGAAGAGAUGCAAGGAGAUGGGAUGUGAGAGGGUGGUGGCUGCGCGAAGUGACCACUGUAAGCAGCAUCGGGAUCUCUACGGUCUGCCGAUUCGCACGGGAGUUGCGAGCCUG